AUGGCUCGCCACUCGCCCUUUCAGUGUUUCACGCUCUCAUUGUUGAUUCUGCCGCCAUUGCUGUUGGCGGCGUAUUUCAUGGCUGCCUUUCCAAAGCCCCCAGCGCCGAUACACGUACAUUCGUCGUUGGCGAGCUUGCCACCGACGUCGAAGACGUGGUCGAUUUACCCUGAGGAUAUCUACCCGGGCGGUGCUUAUGCUGAUCUCCCUUAUGGUCGGGUGCGGUACUGGCUAUUGGGGCCUGAGAAUGGGAAGAAGGUCGUGCUUAUUCAUGGGCUUUCCAUUCCGUCCAUAAUCUGGAAAGACGUAGCGCCAUCUCUAGCAUCUAAUGGAUAUCACGUUCUCCUGUAUGAUCUGUAUGGCAGAGGUUAUUCCGACGCACCACAAAUUACCUAUGAUCCUACGCUAUACACGGUCCAGCUUGCCCUUCUAAUGCAGCAUAUCCACUGGGAAAAGGCUAUCGUCUGCGGGGUUUCGAUGGGUGGUGGGAUAGCAGCUACUUUUACUUCCCAAUUCCCUAAUCUCGUGGAUGAGAAUAUAGUUCUCGUUGCUUCUGCGGGUAUCAUGGAGUCCACGGAUAUCUCACGCACGGCUAAAUUCAUGUCUUCUCCUCUUGUCCAGACCCUGGCUUCGAGUGGCCCUGUCCGACGACUUGCCAAUCAAACAAGCUCCAACCUACCCGUCGACCCGGUGAUGGAUCUGGAAUCGGAGAUGGAGACGAAAGCGCGCCAAAGGGGUCGAGAUUCUGUUCAGGCAGCUGUUGAAAUAGUCCGUCUCCAAUCAGCACAUCUCCCUGGAUAUAAUGCGGCCCUUUCGAGUUCCUUGCGGGACGGACCAAUUCGAGGUCAGAAAGAAGCUUUCUCGAGUAAAGGCUUUGAAGGACGUAAGGUCUUAUUGAUACACGGCACAAUGGACACGACAGUGGACCCGAAGUACUCUCCCCAAAUACUGCAACUGUUGCCUAAAGAGACAAGGCGACGGUCCAAACUUGUCCAGGUGGAAGGGGCCGGUCACGAUGUCACGCUCAGUCACCCUGACCGGGUGGCUGGUGCUAUGCGGGCGUGGUUCGAGGGGAAGACAGAAGUCUAA
Messenger RNA from Coprinopsis cinerea okayama7#130, 1089 nucleotides. RefSeq lists its product as hypothetical. The coding region runs from base 1 to 1089 and encodes 362 amino acids. The transcript is spliced from 8 exons. The record is from RefSeq and is a predicted model, not a curated record. Lineage: Eukaryota; Fungi; Basidiomycota; Agaricomycetes; Agaricales; Psathyrellaceae.